This is a messenger RNA of Indicator indicator, 848 nucleotides long. RefSeq names its product microsomal glutathione S-transferase 1 (gene MGST1). Gene Ontology annotation, molecular function: glutathione transferase activity. The coding region runs from base 51 to 521 and encodes 156 amino acids. The transcript has 4 exons. Gene Ontology annotation, cellular component: membrane; mitochondrion. The record is from RefSeq and is a predicted model, not a curated record. NCBI's taxonomy places the organism in Eukaryota, Metazoa, Chordata, Aves, Piciformes, Indicatoridae.
GGGCGCUCGACGAGGGGACGCUGCUAAGGUCAUCAGUGAGAAGCUGAGAAAUGGCUAAAUCCACCCGAUUGCUUGACAAUGAAGCCUUGCGGGCUUAUGCUACUUAUGCAACUAUUGUUCUUCUAAAGAUGAUGCUAAUGAGUCUUAUAACAGCAUACUUCAGAAUCACAAGAAAGGCAUUUGUCAACCCAGAAGACGUAGCAGUAUCGUUUGGAAAAGGCGAGGGUGCUAAAAAAUACCUGCGGACUGAUCAGGAUGUCGAACGUGUACGCAGAGGCCACCUGAAUGACCUUGAAAAUAUUGUCCCAUUUCUUGGCAUUGGACUGCUCUAUGCUCUUAGUAGCCCUGAGCUGUCCACAGCCUUGAUGCAUUUCAGGAUCUUCGCUGGGGCUAGGAUUUUCCACACUUUUGCAUACUUGAUCCCUCUUCCUCAACCUAGCAGAGGUUUGUCUUGGGCAGUUGGGUAUGCAGUGACCAUCUCGAUGGCGUACAAAGUGCUGAAGACGGUGUUGUACCUGUAGCAGAGCUGUAGCUUGUGUCUACCAUUCAACAUUCCAUGCAAAGUUUCCAGCAGUGUCUGUUGAUGUCUUGAACAAACCAGCAUGAGUAUUCCAUGGUGACUGGAAUUAAUCUUGUAACAGAGGCUUUUUAUUCCUGUUCAGAAAUACUUAUUUUUUGGAGUUAAAAAAAAAAAAAUAAAAUCCUUCUCCCUGUAUUCCCUGCCAAAAUAUUAGAUUGAAUGUUGCCUUUGCAAUUUGUCAAGUGCUUACAAUUCUAAACAUGUGAUGAUGCUGUAUUGAUAGCAUGUGUGAUAAUUUUGUAGAGAUGCUCUAUUUUUGGCUGUAGCU